Molecule: messenger RNA, 718 nt
Organism: Haliotis rubra (blacklip abalone)
Lineage: Eukaryota; Metazoa; Mollusca; Gastropoda; Lepetellida; Haliotidae
Product: heparanase-like
Exons: 5
Coding region: 69-668 (199 amino acids)
Cellular component (GO): extracellular matrix
Source: RefSeq, a predicted model, not a curated record
CCACGAUGUAGAUCUCAUCAACGACUAUCACCCAGUCAGACCUCUGUGGCUGGGGAGACAUCCACCGCAUGGUCAGGAGGAGCCCUGCAUCUCUCGGAUGCUUAUGCAGCUGGGUUUUAUGGUUGGACAAGCUUGGCGUCUGUGCCAGGUAUGGUAUCAAAGGCGUCUUGAGACAGUCUCUCUAUGGCGGCAACUAUGGAGUACUGGAGUCCAGUAUGGACCCAAACCCUGAUUACUGGUUGACCCUGCUCUACAAGCGUCUGGUUGGAAAUAAAGUGUUCGAUGUCACAUCUCCUUCCAAGUUUGUCCGGGUGUACGCUCACUGCACUAAGAUUAAAAACAUGUACCACUACAACCCCGGAAGCGUCACUGUAUAUGCGAUGAACGUUAACAACGACUCUGCUGUCCUGAGAUUCCCUCACAUGCUGGGUCAAGGUCAUCUGGAUGUCUUCUGGCUCACCCCCCAACAUGGCAGCCUUAGGGCAAAAGUCGUGGAAUUGAAUGGUAAAGCCAUCACAUAUACCAAUAAUGUCAUCCCACCUCUACAACCAAAGACAGUCACAUCCGGGUCAGUGACAAUCCCUCCUCGUUCCUUCGGCUUCAUCGUGGUACCAAACGCUGACCUCGCCGCCUGCAAGUCACAGAGCCAGGGACCAGUCAUUGGCUGAAACAACAGUUUGAUCUUGUAAUUGUUGAAGGUUGUGCAGUAUAAAUACAA